This is a messenger RNA of Mercurialis annua (annual mercury), 1355 nucleotides long. RefSeq names its product nuclear pore complex protein NUP35. NCBI's taxonomy places the organism in Eukaryota, Viridiplantae, Streptophyta, Magnoliopsida, Malpighiales, Euphorbiaceae. The transcript is spliced from 4 exons. Gene Ontology annotation, cellular component: nuclear pore nuclear basket; nuclear membrane; nuclear pore central transport channel. The record is from RefSeq and is a predicted model, not a curated record. Gene Ontology annotation, biological process: nuclear pore organization; regulation of DNA-templated transcription; NLS-bearing protein import into nucleus. The coding region runs from base 131 to 1138 and encodes 335 amino acids. Gene Ontology annotation, molecular function: phospholipid binding; structural constituent of nuclear pore; single-stranded DNA binding.
AAAUAAAAAAGUUUGAAUUUUGAAUUACAAUAGAGAUCGAGGGUUUAGGGUUUGAAAUUCUCCAUUUCAGACAAACAAAGAAAGCUUUUGGGAGGGAAAUCCUCAAUAUCAACAGAAAAAAUUGUCAAGAAUGAGCACUUUAACAAACAGAACCCCCAAAUCAUCUGGGGGAAGGUCACUGUUUUACCAAGAUUUAGCUUCACCUAUAUCCGCCCGUAAAGGCAAAUUCACAAGCCCCGGCCAGGCUGCAGCGGUGUCGGCUUUAUGGCGGGAGAAUUUCGGGGGUUCGGAUCUUCCUCCGCCUCCUAUGUAUACAUUGGAGGACAGGUCUGAUUUCUCCCCGGAGUCGGGGAUUCCCGAUUACCCUCUUUCCCCGGAGGCGAAAUCGGAUCCGAGAAGUCCGAAACAUGUUUCUGGGAGGGAGUUUAUGACUCCGAUGAAUAGUAAAGCAGAGGCAAGCACGAGCAGGACUAAUUCGUUUGCGUUGAUGAGUGGUAGCCAGAACCAACAGGGUUCAGCUAGUUCGAGUUGGUGGUCGCCUGCUAAGGCAAGUGGUGGUGAUCAAGAAGAUAAGGGGAAAGGUUCUCCUGUGGAGGGUGUGGUUCAACCUGGUGCUUUGAUUACGCUUCCACAGCCGAGGGAAGUUGCGAGGCCUGAGAUACAGAGGAAUAAUUUUCCUGCUGGGAAUCUUGAUGAGGAGGAAUGGGUUACUGUUUAUGGGUUCACACCUGUCGAUAUCAAUGAAGUUUUGCGGGAAUUUGAGAAAUGUGGUGUGAUCGUGAAACAUGUUUUUGGUCCAAGGAAUGCUAACUGGAUGCAUAUUCUUUAUCAGAGUCGAUCCGAUGCUCGGAAGGCUCUCAGCAAGAAUGGAUUUCAAAUAAACGGAGUCUUAAUGGUAGGUGUAAAGCCAGUGGAUCCCAUACAACGCCAAGCUUUGAAUGAAAGGCUGAACAAUCAGGGGUUCAUGACCUUACCCCCAGCACCAUCUGCUAGAACCGCAGAAUUAAAAACACCAGGAGCUUCUCGCCCAUACUAUCUUCAAAAUGGCAGUAGCAGUGCCCGACAGUCAGGAGGUGCCAUUGCAUCCCCAGCAAAGUCUGUAGUGUCCAAAAUAUUUGAUGUGAUGUUUGGCAUUUAGGGUAUUGUUUUUUCCAUGGGCUCUACUUAUCUUGUCACAAAUAGAGGUAUGAUUGUUUUUGGAAAUUCAGCUGUAACACCGAGUCUUUUGUAAGUCUUUCUGAAGAUAUGACUUGAUAUUUACCAUGAAUGAGGCGCUGCAUUCCUUGUCAUUGAUAUUGUAAGACUGGUUAUAGAAUUGUUCAAAGGUUGAGAAAUGAAAUUGAAGUAUAACAUCA